Messenger RNA from Xyrauchen texanus (razorback sucker), 3539 nucleotides. RefSeq lists its product as uncharacterized. NCBI's taxonomy places the organism in Eukaryota, Metazoa, Chordata, Actinopteri, Cypriniformes, Catostomidae. The transcript has 3 exons. The record is from RefSeq and is a predicted model, not a curated record. Bases 77 to 1159 code for a protein of 360 amino acids.
UUAGCCAGUGUACUGUGUUGUUGUACUCGUGUGUUUUAUCGAAACGGAUUUGGUUUCCUUGCAAACUUUGGUAAAAAUGUCAAAACUGGAUAUUUUACAUUCUAAAUUGGUGAAGCGUAUGUCAGCUGUCAUUCGGGAUAUUUUAGAGGAGGUGGGAGCGACGGUGAAUGAUUAUCAGGAGGAAACAGCCCGCGUGCGAACAGAAAACGCAAAGCUCAAACAACAGCUAAAAAAUGUGUUGAGCCGGACAGAGACACAUCUCAACGAGCUUCGAAGUUCUGGUCAGAAUUCACUUGCAUUGAAUGGACAAACAGAGCCGAGAUAUUCUUCUAAAAAUCUUCAAUUGUGUUCUGCAGAAGAAAGUCAUUCACAUCGGGGAUGGCACGAGGUACAAGUCCACCAUGUCUCUCAGGAUAGUCCUGAUGAAGUCUCACCCACAGAGUUCCCAGCAUGUGGGUUUGGGUCCCAGAUGGACUCAGAAGACCAAGAGCCUCAGCAAACAGAGACCUAUAGCCAGAGCCAAGAUACAUCUAGCGAAGAGAAGCCAUGCUUGCAAGAUCUGAUUUCAGUCUGCAAGACAGAGGCAGAGGAAAUGGAAUUAAUGACCCUGCCCAUUGAGGGAACGGAGAAAAUUAAGAUGGAGCCAGAAGACACUAUCGUCACAAUAACAUCAGUAACUACUAAGUGCAAUGACUCCGAAACCAAUCACCAGCUAAGAACAGCCUAUAACGCUUCAACCACGUCGAGGAAAACACGAGGAAGGCAGUUGUAUUUUGCACGACACCCCAAACCUAAGAAGGUUGCAGCAAAAAGGGCAAAAGAUGAUGGGUAUUAUACAUGUAACAUAUGUGGAAGGCAUUUAAAGGACUUGGAAAAGCUGCAGUUGCACAUGAAGAUGCAUGAAAAAUCUUACAGCUGUCAUUUGUGUGGCAGGGACUUUUUAAAGUUUGACUAUCUUCGGAUGCACAUGCGCACACACACAGGAGAGCGACCUUACCGUUGCAAGUGGUGCUCAAAGACCUUUAGUCAGAGUGGCAACACAAGAAGACAUGAGCGUACAUGCCAGAGGUCCACUAAAGUAAAAACAGUGCAAACAAUAGAAGAGGCUUCCCUUUUCCAGAUAAUAGACAAGAUUGACACUGGUUCCAACACUCUUUGACUGAAGAGUUUUUAAUACUUUUUCAUGACCUUUCCAGUCAUUUGUGAUUACUGGAUAAGGAUUCUCAAUAAUCAUGUCUGGGGAGGAUUUCCAAUUAUGUUAGCUACUGAUCCUUGGGAUUAUUAGCUUUAAUUGAGUAUGUACAUUAGUGUACAAAUGUAUCCAGUUAGCCAAAAAAAUAGAAUCGCAUGCAGCUCAAUGGACCAUUCUGCUUUUCCCAUUACCCUUACCAUAGGGCCAUCCGAUAGCGAUCAUGGGGCCCGAUUGCACUGUUCUAAUGACAACCCUGCCUUAUCAUUUGAAGACCAUUUUGUGGUAAUAAUGCGUAUUUACUACAGACAUUUUUCAACUUGAGCGUACAAUUUACAGCUAAAUGGCUUAAGGUGAAAUGUGCUGAUUUAACCCUGAGAGACCCAAGCAUAGAUGUUCUUGACAUAUUAUUUUUAUCCACUCUUAAAUAUGUUUUUAGGUAGCCAAUGAUUAUAAAAAAAAAACAUAACGUUUAUGCAUAUUUUGCAUUGGAGAGUAAUAUGGAGAAACUCUGGGCAUUUAGGGUUGCAAGAUUUCACUACUGAUCUUUAAUGCAGAAACUAAGUUAAACUUUUCAGUUCACAAUUAAACACACAAAUGUAAAUGAUGUUUUUGUAUUACAACUUGUAAAGGUAAACUCAUAAACAGUUAAUAACUUUAAAUCUAUAAAACAGUAUUCUUUGCAAAAGAUCAUCUGAAUAUACUUAAAUCUUUAAGUUAAAAUUUUCCUGUUAAAUUUUCAAUUAAAAAUGACUAUUGUGUGACCAUUUACAUAUGAAGCACAACCAUGCAGCAGAUGUUGUAAAUCCAUCUGGGAAAUAUGGGGCAGUGGUGGCUCAGUGGUUGAUGACCAGAAUGUUGGGGGUUCAAGCCCCAGCACCACCAUGAUGCCACUGGUGGGCCCUUGAGCAAGGCACUUAACUCCAGGUUGCUCUGGGGGGAUUGUCCCUGUAAUAAGUGCACUGUAAGUCGCUUUGGAUAAAAGCGUCUGCCAAAUGCAUAAAUGUAAAUGCCCCACAUUAUCUUGCCGAAUGCUGGGGGGUGGGACGUUGCAGCACAUCUUUUUCUCUUUGGGAGCUGAUGACCUCUCUUCAGCUUUGGAUGUUCUCCCUCUCUUUGCAGUAUUGAUCUGAAUGAGGGAGGUGCUGUGCCUGGAAGUGCAAGGCUUUACAAUCAUGUCUGUACAGCAACCAAGCAUUGACUACUCCAAGUAUGAUAGUGUGCCAGAAGAUAUACAAGUACCAACGUCUGGACCUGAUGUUCAGCUUGUACUUGGCUGUGAAGGAAACAAGUAAAUCAAUGCCACCCAUGCACUGGUUGUACACCCUCACAACAGAAGGUCUGCUGACUUCAAGAUAAGACUUUGUGCAUUUGUCACAAUGCUUAAUCUUCUCUACUGGUUGUGGUACCAGUGAAACCUGGCAGAUUUCUUCAUGCUACGUGCUGAAUCACAUCUUUCAUCUGAAGAACUGUUCUCACUUUCCUCUUUUUCCUCACUUUGCCUUUCUUCCUGUCCUCCUUCCUCACUUUCAUUAGUAAGAUUCUGUUUCCUUACAUCAUUUUCAGUACUUUCUUCAACAAUAUCACUGUCCUCUUAUUCAAUUUCAAAAUCACUUAUAUCUCCGUUAACAAUUGCCUCCAAAAAAAUCAAUUGCCUCCAAAAAAAAAAUCAUCUGCCUCCUUUUGUCAAUGGCAUUCUGAAAGAUCUAGAAAAUACCCUUCUCUUACCAACUGUAUGCAAUGUAAUAUAUGUAGUACAAUUUAAAUAAAAAAAAUUAAUUAAUGAGACAAUGCGAAAACAGAAAAGAGCUGAAAAUAAUUUGGAAAACUUAACAUAUGAUUUACUGUAGGCCUAUAUGUUCCGUUCUGUGAGAAAUAUAGAAAAAAGUUUGACCACUAAUCCCCAGCAUUGCAUUAUUGCUACACUUAAAAAAAAAAAAAGGGGUCUCAGAUUUAAGUAAGUUGAUAAUUUCAGUGCUUAUAAGCUUUUCUCAAUCACUAAAACAUGUUUUUUACAGGAAUUAAGAAAAAAAAAUAUUGUAUGUAAAAUACUUGAAAAAUGGCUUAAUUUGUUUUAGAAGUGUUCAACUUUGUCAGCAAGCUGGACCCUUUUUGUUAGGACUUAAGUUGUCGGAGUUAAUAAGCAAAUUUUACCCGCCAAAACCAAUGUAGUGAGAAAGCUCUGAGUGUCAGCUACUGUUCUGUGUAGUUUUUUUACCAGUAUUUAAUGAAAAUGAGGUAUUAUUUGAUUGAUUUGUAAAAACUUUGCAAUUCUGCUAUGCUGGGUCUCUGAGGGUUAAAGGUGCACUCAGUAAUUUUGGUGUUUAUGUCAUCUUGUACUUACACUGAC